Molecule: messenger RNA, 6606 nt
Organism: Nerophis ophidion (straightnose pipefish)
Lineage: Eukaryota; Metazoa; Chordata; Actinopteri; Syngnathiformes; Syngnathidae
Gene: hlcs
Product: holocarboxylase synthetase (biotin-(proprionyl-CoA-carboxylase (ATP-hydrolysing)) ligase)
Exons: 11
Coding region: 135-2777 (880 amino acids)
Biological process (GO): protein modification process
Cellular component (GO): cytoplasm
Molecular function (GO): biotin--[biotin carboxyl-carrier protein] ligase activity
Source: RefSeq, a predicted model, not a curated record
ACCAACCGCCUUUUAACAUCGGCGAUGAAGAAAAUGAAGUGAAACCGGUCUCAAAAUGCGCUGUUUGCCUUUUAAGUGUUUAGUUUGGUGCCGUGGCGCUUAACUAAACCAUGGAACUUUUGGAGUAGGCUCUUAUGAUGUUUAUAACAUUGUGUUACAUGUAUUUGUGGGUGCGCUUCCACAAAUGCUAUUCAGUGCUGAUUCGCAGCAGACUGUCAGCAGCGAAGAGCGACACAGGCUUGAGCUUCAUUUGCUCAGCUUCGCCCAACUCUGUGCCUCCACGCCGACUAAGUCCUCUGUCUCCCGGGGACAACAUAUUUCUGCAACUGGGAGACAAAGCAGUCACUCUAACUGAACUUCAGGUAUGCGAUGACCUCAUCAAAUGGACUGCGUUACCGGGAGCCUCUGUCGUUUGUGGUCAAGACUGUGAGAAUAUUUCCUUCGUCAUAGAAGCUGCUGGACACAAUGGUGACCAUGACGCAUCAAACAAGAAAGUGUUAAACUGGUCAGACUUCUGCAUACCUCUGGCUUGCAGCCCUGACAAGCCCUUCAAGGCCGUGGCUCAGGCCAGUGUCGAUAAUUUCAGUCGCCUUGGAGUUGCUUUUUUAGAGGAUCGACUACAACUGGAUAAAGGACUUGUGCCUUCAAAGAUUGUCCCGGUUGUUCUCCAAAAAUCCACUGUAAGUGAGCUGAUCCAUCGCCCUGAGGAGGCCGUAGUGCUGUGCCACACCCAUGCUGUAAACGAUCAGCGUUGCCCUAACCACAUGACAACACACCUGCAGCGCCCUCAGCACUGUGACUCACAACUCACAGCAGAGAAGACAUCAGAAGAACCAAGAGGAUCGGGACAAAGCUGCGUCUCCGACGGAGAAGGUCCUGGCUCUGACGAACACAUGGAGAACCACGGGCAUUUUCUCCAUCUGUCUAGCUGCCAUGAAUGUCUGGAGCUAGAGAAUAGCACUAUUCUCUCAGUAAAGUAUGCUUCAGCAGAGAACAUUUCAGAGUAUGGCGACUCCCUACAUCUGGAUGGUGAUGAUGACACUUUGGAAGACUUUGAACAUGACACCAAAAGUUGUGACCAGUACAAGAAACCUCCAAAUGUUCUUGUGUACACCAAUGGCAGCAAAGAGCGUUUUCAUGCAGUUCAGCAGGUUUUAACUGAGUGUCUAAACGUGGAAAAGUACACUAUAUAUCCCCUGGAGCCGCAACAGGCUUUAAGUGAACCCUGGAUGGAAAGUACAAAACUCCUGGUGCUCGCAGAGGAGGAAGUUCUCACUCCCCAGCUUCAAAAACAAUUUCUGAACUACCUGAGCCAGGGUGGAAAAGUCCUCGGGCUCGCAUCCUCCCUCUGCCCGACAGGGCUCUCACUAGAAAAUAGAGAGUGCUCCUACGGGCAAGUGCGGAGGCUGCGCUUCACACAAAAGGACGACACAGAACUUGAAUUGAGCGUGUUAGCAAGCGGGAAGGUUUAUGUCUGCAAUGUCCCUGGGCAGGGAAAAAUUGAGCUAUGGGGGGAACUCAGUGAUGUUCCUCAUCAAAAGGAUGUGGUUAUUGUCAGUGUAACACCCAGAGAGCACGGAGGGGAAGCUGUCAUGUGUCAGGUACAACUGGAAAAAUCUCCGGCAGCUGAAGAGUUUGAUAAUUUACAAAUCAACAAAGCACUACAUCACCAAGUCUUGGCAGAGAUCCUUCAAUCUCUUGGCCUUAGUUGUCAGCAAAACCAAACACCAGCACCAAGUCCAGUUUACCUUCUGGCGACAUCUCGGGAGGCCAAAGAUAAGUUUCUGCAGUGGCUAAAGUCAUAUACCGAUGAAAAUGGCCUCAUCCCAAUGUCAAAGGCGUCUCUCAAGAUCACAGCGAGUUCUGAUCUACAGAAUUGUGCUUUCCAGCACGAUGGUUCUCUUUCCCUGUUGACCAACUACCCUGAGACACAGACGUGGGAGCCCUUCUGUUCGGAAACCUAUUGCAGUAACCUAAAAACGAGCCGACUGGGGCAUACAAUGCUUUAUGCCGAUGUAGUCACUUCAACCAUGGACCUGGUAGAAGGGUUCAACCACCAUUUACCAGAGGACGCUGGUUUGAUUGUGAUAGCAGCGCAACAAAGUAAAGGCAAAGGUCGGAGGAAAAAUGCCUGGCUCAGCCCUCUCGGAUGUGCCAUGUUCACACUGUGUGUGCAAGUGAAGCUCAGCUCCAGACUUGGACAGAGGAUUUCUUUUCUGCAGCACCUGGUGGCACUUGCUGUAGUCGAGGCUGUGUGCACACUUCCCGGAUACCAGGAUAUUGACCUAAAAGUAAAGUGGCCCAAUGACAUCUACUACAGCAACCUCACCAAGCUUGGAGGAGUUCUAGUGACUUCUACUGUAAUGGGUACAACUUUUCAUCUACUAAUAGGCUGUGGUUUCAACGUGAGCAACAGUGAGCCAACAGUGUGCAUCAAUGACCUGAUCCAUAAAUACAACAUUCAGCACAAUUGUAACUUGCGGCCACUGAGCACUGCGCAGCUUAUUGCUCGGACUGUUAGCUGUCUGGAGGCCCUAAUAGACUGCUUUCAACGGGAAGGCCCAGAGGCUAUCUUUCCAGUGUACUACAAAAGAUGGCUUCACAGUGGGACUUGUGUGCGGCUUUGGAGUGAGGAUGGACCUGAAGCUGAGGUGGUGGGUCUGGAUAGUAAUGGCUUUCUUCAAGUCAACAGCAAAGAGCAGGGUGUCGUUUCACUGGAGCCUGACGGAAACUCUUUUGAUAUGCUGAAGAACCUGGUGGUCAUCAAGCAGCAUUAGAAUCAUAUCCAGAAUGAUCAUUGCUUCAUUUUUUUACAAAGGUAAUUUUUGAUUUGUUCACACAGGGCAGGAUGUUUUAUUUACAAUCUAUGUUAUGCGUUACUGAUUAUGUGACUCCUAUGUUUGUUUUUGUGUUUUUUUUUUGCUUUGCUUUGACAUAGCCAAUUAUCGGAACAGGUUAUUUGUGCGUAUGCAUUGAUUGCUAAUGGUAGCCAAUCCUUAAGGGUCAGGAUACAAUAUAUGUUUUAAAAACCCUCAUCAGAUUCCCUGAUUUUUGAUGAUGGUGCAUCAAGUCUGUACCGCAUAAAUUAGGUAAAAUAUAUGAAGAUAUUGAUAUUUUUACAGAUUCUAAUCACCCGUGCAAUCAUGUCCGAUAGGCAGACCCUCCAGUAAUUCGCCAUCUUGCCAUGUCAAGCAAAAUCAGCCAAUCCCAGCAAAUUAUGCAACCUCACAUUUUGAUCGUCAUUUUCACAAAUCAAAUGUAUUCCUGAGCAGCAUUUAAAUUCACACAUCAACCACCUAAUCAAAGCUUAGGUUUGUUUCUUGUGUCGACAAACACAAAUCAUCACUGUCGAACACGCUCAGCAGUUUCGUAAUAUUCCCAAAUGAAACGGUUGUAAAAUGAAAGGUGUAGAAUCCAAAAUAACUUUUCAACACUAAACUACACUGAGAAUGUGGACAACUUGUGUAUGACGGAAGGCAAUAAUGAAGCUUUUGGUGGUGUUUAUCGUUAUAAAGCAGUCAUUUGGCAGUUUGUUUUUUUUUAGUAGGGAUGUUCCAAACAGAAUUUUAUGCUGACGCUACCGAACAUCUAUGAGUGAGAUUUUCCACACAAUAUUUUACCUAGAUCCUUUUUUUCUUUUAUUGCAUACAAUUGUUCCAGCGAAGCAUAUUGUAGUCAAUAGUACAUAAUAACUAAACAAAAGUAAAAACUACUAUUUCAAUCCUUUGGUGUUUGCCAUCAAAGUCCCUCUGUGUUCUCCUAGGAGGAGAAUUAUUGUACAUCUAUAAACAAGAUUAUUGCGAAAGUUAAGUCUGAGACAAUGCAAUCAUUUAUCAAUUAUUUAAUGUAUCUGCGGCCUGGUAGCAAAUGCAUCACAGACCGGUGCCCGUACCGGUGAUUGGAGACCUCUGCCUUAGGGGAUCACUGUGUAUGGAGCUGCUAGCAGUGUUGGUCAGACGUGAUCAGAUUAAACAACAUCAAUCUGCAAAGGCCAUCACAUACUUUUUCACGAAAAUCCGUCAAUACUGAUCGAUUGACACAGCCCGAGUUUUUCGAGAAUGUGUAUUUAGUAGGGGUGUGGUAAAAAUCGAUUCGAAUUCGAAUAGCGAUUCUCACGUUGUGGGAUUCAGAAUCGAUUCUCAUGUAUAAAAAAUCUACAUUUUUGGGGGGGAUUUUUUUUAUUUUAUUUUUUUUAAUUAAUCAAUCCAACAAAACAAUACACAGCAAUAUCAUAACAAUGCAAUCCAAUUUCAAAACCAAACCUGACCCAGCAACACUCAUAACUGCAAUAAACAGAGCAAUUGAGAGAAGACACAGACACAACACAGAACAAACCAAAAGUAGUGAACCAAAAAUUUAAAUUAUCAACAACAAUAUCAAUAUUAGUUAUAAUUUCAACAUAGCAGUGAUUAAAAAUCCCUCAUUGAAAUUAUCAUAAGACAUUUACAAAAAAAAAUACAAAAAGAACAAUAGUGUCACAGUGACUUACACUUGCAUCGCAUCUCAUUAGCUUGACAACACACUGUGUCCAAUAUUUUCACAAAGAUAAAAUAAGUAAUAUUUUUGGUUCAUUUAAUAGUUAAAUUAAAUUUACAUUAUUGCAAUCAGUUGAUAAAACAUAGUCCUUUACAAUAAUAAAAGUUUUUUACAAAAAUCUACAACUCUGCUUGCAUAUCAGCUGACUGGGGUAGAUCCUGCUGAAAUCCUAUAUAUUGAAUGAAUAGAGAAACCUUUUGAAUCUGGAAAAAAUUGUUUUUGAAUCGAGAAUAAUGUUGAAUUGGAAAACAAAAAUCAAUUUUGAAUCUAAUCGUGACCCAAGAAUCGAUAUUGAAUAGAAUCGUGGGACACCUACAGUAAAGAUUCACAGCCCUAGCAUUUAGUGCCAAUAUAUGACUGUGGUAAUAAAACGAGUGAAACAUCAAUAUUUAUUUUCCAAACUAUGCUUGUAUUUUGUGUGAUUUGCUGAAAUCCUGUGCUUUUUGGGUUUAAAGUUACAAAUAACACUUACAAUAUUGAUGACCAAUUUUAGAAAAACAUCGCAAACCAUUGCAUCUUUUGCUGCAACUUUUUGAAAAAUCUGCAAGUCCUGCAGGGACUACCUACUGUAGGCAAUGCAGGUAUCGUAGGACACAGCAUGGCAUUGACGACACAUUGUUACAUCAUAGAUUUUCUGUAUUAUUGAAUUAUUAAUAUGCAAAGUAAAUAAUAUAUAUUUAAAAUCAAAAUAAAAUAUAUUGUUUCUAAUACAAACUAAGCUACAUAACAUAUUUACAAUAUAAAUAUAAUAAAAUUAGCACUUUUUUUCUUUUUACUAUAGAUAAUUUUAGAUUAGUUGUAUUUUUACUUGCGUGUAUGCCCAUCCAUCCAUUUUCUACCGCUUAUUCCCUUUUCGGGGUCGCGGGGGGCGCUGUCGCCUAUCUCAGCUACAAUCGGGCAGAAGGCGGGGUACACCUUGGACAAGUCGCCACCUCAUCGCAGGGCCAACACAGAUAGACAGACAACAUUCACACUCACAUUCACACACUAGGGCCAAUUUUAGUGUUGCCAAUCAACCUAUCCCCAGGUGCAUGUCUUUGGAAGUGGGAGGAAGCCGGAGUACCCGGAGGGAACCCACGCUUUCACGGGGAGAACAUGCAAACUCCACACAGAAAGAUCCCGAGCCUGGAUUUGAACCCAGGAUUGCAGGAACUUCGUAUUGUGAGGCAGACGCACUAACCCCUCUGCCACCGUGAAGCCCCCUGCGUGUAUGAUUAAUUUUAAAACUGAGGGGGGCAAAUAAUCAAGCAGUAUUUAAGCAUGAUUAAACAAUCACGGCUCAAAAUGUUGUAUAAAAUGUUAAAUGUGUUAAGAUAUCCUUAUAAUUUAAUAAUCAAGUUUGUGAAAAUGUCAAUUGAGAGGUUAAUAUGAAUACAUUUGGAGAAAGUAUGAUAGAUACAGUAUAUGCUUAUGCUUGAUUACAUAUGUACAAUACUAUGUAUGGUAUGUAUGGCACAUUGUACCAGGAAGUGUUCAUUUCACAUCCAUCCAUUUUCUACCGCUUAUUCCCUUUUGGGGUCGCGGGGGGCGCUGGCGCCUAUCUCAGCUACAAUCGGGCGGAAGGCGGGGUACACCCUGGACAAGUUGCCACCUCAUCGCAGGGCCAACACAGAUAGACAGACAACAUUCACACUCACAUUCAAACACUAGGGCCAAUUUAGUGUUGCCAAUCAACCUAUCCCCAGGUGCAUGUCUUUGGAAGUGGGAGGAAGCCGGAGUACCCGGAGGGAACCCACGCAUUCACGGGGAGAACAUGCAAACUCCACACAGAAAGAUCCCGAGCCUGGAUUUGAACCCAGGAGUGCAGGAACUUCGUAUUGUGAGGCAGAUGCACUAACCCCUCUGCCACCGUGAAGCCGUUCAUUUCACACAUUUAUUUAAAUAGAAAUGACAAAUAGUUUAAAUUGUUUACGGCAGCAGGGCUUCUGUUGUAUCGUUACAACUCUCCUGUUGCCUUUAAAUCCAUUUGCUACAUUUUCAAAUUGUUUUAUCUGGUUUUCCUGAAAUUGACACAGAUGGUCCUGUACUAGAUAUGCUCUUUGCAAGUAAAAAAUAAAGUGUUGAAUUAUG